This is a messenger RNA of Neogale vison (American mink), 3800 nucleotides long. It is a transcript of the gene PCDH19, whose product is annotated as protocadherin 19. Gene Ontology annotation, cellular component: plasma membrane. Gene Ontology annotation, molecular function: calcium ion binding. The coding region runs from base 1 to 3438 and encodes 1145 amino acids. Gene Ontology annotation, biological process: homophilic cell-cell adhesion. The transcript is spliced from 6 exons. The record is from RefSeq and is a predicted model, not a curated record. NCBI's taxonomy places the organism in Eukaryota, Metazoa, Chordata, Mammalia, Carnivora, Mustelidae.
AUGGAGUCGCUCCUGCUGCCGGUGCUGCUGCUGUUGGCGGUACUGUGGACGCAGGCAGCUGCCCUCAUUAACCUCAAAUACUCGGUAGAAGAGGAGCAGCGCGCCGGGACGGUGAUCGCCAACGUGGCCAAGGACGCACGCGAGGCGGGCUUUGCUCUGGAUCCACGGCAGGCCUCUGCCUUCCGUGUGGUGUCCAACUCAGCUCCGCACCUGGUAGACAUUAAUCCCAGUUCGGGCCUGCUUGUCACCAAGCAGAAGAUUGACCGCGACCUGCUGUGCCGCCAGAGCCCCAAGUGCAUCAUCUCACUGGAGGUCAUGUCCAGCUCAAUGGAGAUAUGCGUGAUUAAGGUGGAGAUCAAGGACCUGAACGACAAUGCGCCCAGCUUCCCAGCGGCACAGAUCGAGCUGGAGAUCUCCGAGGCAGCUAGUCCCGGCACGCGCAUCCCGCUGGACAGCGCCUAUGACCCAGACUCAGGCAGCUUCGGCGUGCAGACUUACGAACUCACGCCUAAUGAGCUGUUUGGCCUGGAGAUCAAGACGCGCGGCGAUGGCUCACGGUUUGCGGAACUUGUGGUGGAGAAAAGUCUGGAUCGCGAGACACAGUCGCAUUACAGCUUUCGUAUCACCGCACUCGACGGCGGCGACCCACCGCAUCUGGGCACUGUUGGCCUCAGCAUCAAGGUGACCGAUUCCAAUGACAACAACCCAGUGUUUGGCGAGUCCACCUAUGCAGUGAGCGUGCCAGAAAACUCACCUCCCAAUACACCUGUCAUCCGCCUCAAUGCCAGCGACCCAGACGAAGGCACCAAUGGCCAGGUGGUCUACUCCUUCUAUGGCUAUGUCAAUGACCGCACACGUGAGCUCUUCCAGAUUGACCCACACAGUGGCCUGGUCACAGUCACCGGUGCCCUAGACUACGAAGAGGGUCACGUGUACGAACUGGACGUGCAGGCCAAGGACCUGGGGCCCAACUCCAUCCCAGCACACUGCAAGGUGACCGUCAGCGUUCUCGAUACCAAUGACAACCCGCCGGUCAUCAACUUGCUGUCAGUUAACAGUGAGCUAGUGGAGGUAAGCGAGAGCGCCCCCCCGGGGUACGUGAUUGCACUGGUGCGGGUGUCUGAUCGGGACUCAGGCCUUAAUGGGCGCGUGCAAUGCCGUUUGCUGGGCAACGUGCCCUUUCGGCUGCAGGAGUAUGAGAGCUUCUCCACUAUCCUAGUGGACGGACGCUUGGACCGCGAGCAGCAUGACCAGUACAACCUCACGAUCCAGGCGCGCGACGGCGGUGUGCCCAUGCUGCAGAGUGCCAAAUCCUUUACAGUUCGCAUAACAGACGAGAAUGACAACCAUCCGCACUUUUCCAAGCCUUACUAUCAGGUCAUUGUGCAGGAGAACAACACACCUGGCGCCUACCUGCUUUCCGUGUCUGCCCGAGACCCCGACCUGGGUCUCAAUGGCAGUGUCUCCUACCAGAUUGUGCCAUCGCAGGUGCGGGACAUGCCAGUCUUCACCUAUGUCUCCAUCAACCCCAACUCGGGCGACAUCUACGCGCUUCGAUCCUUCAACCACGAGCAGACCAAGGCAUUCGAAUUCAAGGUCCUGGCCAAGGAUGGCGGCCUGCCUUCGCUGCAGAGCAACGCCACGGUUCGGGUCAUCAUCCUCGAUGUCAAUGAUAAUACCCCGGUCAUUACUGCCCCACCCUUAAUCAAUGGCACUGCGGAAGUCUACAUCCCCCGCAACUCUGGCAUAGGGUAUCUGGUGACCGUGGUCAAAGCGGACGACUACGACGAGGGUGAGAAUGGCCGUGUCACCUACGACAUGACCGAGGGUGACCGGGGCUUCUUUGAAAUAGAUCAGGUCAAUGGCGAAGUCAGAACCACUCGCACCUUUGGCGAGAGCUCAAAGGCUUCUUACGAGCUUAUUGUGGUGGCCCACGACCACGGCAAGACGUCUCUCUCCGCCUCUGCACUAGUCCUAAUCUACCUGUCCCCUGCUCUUGACGCCCAAGAGUCAAUGGGCUCGGUGAACUUGUCCCUGAUUUUCAUUAUCGCCCUGGGCUCCAUUGCCGGCAUCCUCUUUGUCACUAUGAUCUUUGUGGCAAUCAAGUGCAAGCGAGACAACAAAGAGAUCCGGACCUACAACUGCAGUAAUUGUUUAACCAUCACUUGUCUCCUGGGCUAUUUUAUAAAAGGACAAAACAGCAAGUGUCCGCAUUGCAUCUCGGUUUCUCCCAUUAGCAAGGAGCAAGACAAAAAGGCAGAGGAGAAAGUGAGCCUAAGGGGAAAGAGAAUCGCCGAGUACUCCUAUGGGCAUCAAAAGAAAUCAAGCAAGAAGAAAAAAAUCAGUAAGAAUGACAUCCGUCUGGUACCCCGGGAUGUGGAGGAGACAGACAAGAUGAACGUUGUCAGUUGCUCCUCCCUGACUUCCUCCCUCAACUAUUUCGACUACCACCAGCAGACACUGCCCCUGGGCUGCCGUCGCUCAGAGAGCACUUUCCUGAAUGUGGAAAACCAGAAUACCCGCAAUACCAGUGCCAACCACAUCUACCAUCACUCUUUCAACAGCCAGGGCCCCCAGCAGCCAGACUUGAUCAUCAACGGUGUGCCUCUGCCAGAGACUGAAAACUAUUCCUUUGAUUCCAACUACGUGAACAGCCGAGCCCAUUUAAUUAAAAGCAGCUCUACCUUCAAGGACUUAGAGGGCAACAGCCUGAAGGAUAGUGGUCAUGAAGAGAGCGACCAGACUGACAGUGAGCAUGAUGUCCAGCGGAGCCUGUAUUGUGAUACUGCUGUCAACGACGUGCUGAACACCAGCGUGACCUCCAUGGGAUCUCAGAUGCCUGACCAUGAUCAGAAUGAAGGAUUUCAUUGCAGGGAAGAAUGUCGGAUUCUUGGCCACUCUGACAGGUGCUGGAUGCCCCGAAAUCCCAUGCCCACCCGCUCCAAGUCCCCUGAGCACAUGAGGAAUGUCAUUGCACUGUCCAUUGAAGCUACUGCUGCUGAUAUUGAGGCUUAUGACGACUGCGGCCCCACCAAGCGGACUUUUGCAACCUUCGGAAAAGAUGUCAAUGACCCCCCUGCUGAGGAGAGGCCUGCCUUGAAAGGCAGGAGAACUGUCGAUGUGACCAUCUGCAGCCCCAAGGUCAGCGGUGCUAUCCGGGAGGCGGGCAAUGGCUGUGAAGCUAUUAGCCCUGUCACCUCCCCCCUGCACCUCAAGAGCCCUCUGCCCACCAAGCCCUCGGCGUCUUACACCGUUGCCCUGGCACCCCCGGCCCAUGAUCUGGAGCAGUAUAUCAACAAUGGCCCAUCUCGUCCCUCUGAAGCUGAACCCCAUGGAGCUGACAACGAGAAAGUCAUGUAUGAGGUCAACCCCACUCUGAAGGAGGGUCCUGACAAAGGGUCUCCUGGUGUGAAGCGUCUGAAGGAUAUCGUUCUCUAAAGCAGUCUCGGGGAAGAAGAGGGAGAAACCAUGCUGGUUAUCAAGGAAGCAGGAGCUGAUUGUUUUGAUUGCUCACCAAUGGUUGGUUCUUGAGUGGUUGUUAUUUCAGAGCUUUCCCUAAAUAUAUUGUUUAUAAGUGACUGUCAUUCUGUGACAAUCCCUCUCAUUUCAACAGGCAGCAGGGGUGUUCAGUUGGAGCAAAUUAGCUUUGGCUUGGGUUGUUCAUGGGGCCUUGAUGUUGGGGAAACAGAGACAAAUUCAGUUGUGAAAAGUAUUAUGUAUUAAGUGUUUGAAUUUAUAUAUUUUUCUAUGUCAAAAUUAUAAUAUAAAUCACCAUUAUCUGUGGAGGAUUACAUUUAAAA